This is a messenger RNA of Saprolegnia parasitica CBS 223.65, 704 nucleotides long. RefSeq lists its product as hypothetical. The coding region runs from base 33 to 635 and encodes 200 amino acids. The transcript is spliced from 6 exons. The record is from RefSeq and is a predicted model, not a curated record. NCBI's taxonomy places the organism in Eukaryota, Oomycota, Saprolegniomycetes, Saprolegniales, Saprolegniaceae.
GUCCUUUUUGGUUGCAAGGCAGGAAUUGCGAGAUGGAUCUGGACGCGUGCUUGGACAUCCUCAAGGCCCGCCACGGCUGCGACCACGGCGACCACGAGGAGCAUGCUAACCAUCAAGCGACGCCCUGCGCCGUGGCCAACGUCAAGCAGACGCUCGCGCACGACCUCCACCUCGAGAGCAGCGUGCCCGACGACCUGUAUGCGACGACGACCCGCGGCUUGUACGAUGCGUUCAUGCGCUGCCAAAGCAAGCGCGUCGAGAUCUACGCGCGCUUCGAGACGGGCUUUGUCGAGCUCAUGUUCAAGGACGAAUUUGCCGUCUUUUCUCAAGAAAUCACCAAGCAUUUUGCGGCUGUGAGCGCCGAGAUCAACCGCAUCGAGGCGACGCUCCGCGCUCGCGACGCGACGACGCUCGCCACCCUCAUCCGCAAGGUUCAGGUCCAGGAGAAGGAAAAACUUCUGCUUACAUCAGCCUUGCUCUUGGAGCGCAUGCGAUCCAAGCAGACGCGCGACGACGACGUGUCGGCCAGCAUCUACGAGACCUCGAUCCGGUCCAUGGAGGGUACCCACACCAAGAUCAUUGAAGCCAUCAACGAGCUCCUCGUCGAGAUGCAGUACGAGGUCGCGGAGCUUUAAGCAUAAACACGUACAGAAUGGAAACACAGCUAGUAGACGACAGAUUAUGGACACGUCCUGUAUUGCGCU